Molecule: messenger RNA, 3156 nt
Organism: Dicentrarchus labrax (European seabass)
Lineage: Eukaryota; Metazoa; Chordata; Actinopteri; Moronidae
Gene: prodhb
Product: proline dehydrogenase (oxidase) 1b
Exons: 13
Coding region: 94-2073 (659 amino acids)
Cellular component (GO): mitochondrion
Molecular function (GO): FAD binding; proline dehydrogenase activity
Source: RefSeq, a predicted model, not a curated record
ACAUCACACUGUUUACACUGUAGCGUGCUCAGCUAGCGCCAACUAAUGACCUGCGUUUAACCGCUCCGCUGACAUCCACCUCCUCCAAGGCUGAUGUUUCAUGUAAAAACCGUGCCUGCCCUGACACGGGCAGGGGCGGACAUUGCCUUUAAACGCGUAUGCUCCAGCCGAAGACUCCGGUCCACCGUCACCUCCACCUCGGUGACCCAGACGGAGCCGCAGGACGAUGUCAGCAGCCGUGGCGGCGCUCGACAUGACUCGGCACGGUCGGAGUGUCCCGGACAGCCGGGGAGCGGAGGAGGGAGAGGAGGCACCACCACUGCUACUGCUAAUGAGAUCUCCGUAGACUUUGACCAGACACGGGAGGCUUAUAAGAGUAAAGACUCAUUAGAGCUGCUCAGAAGUUUGGUGGUUUUUAAACUCUGCUCCUAUGACUUCCUGGUUGAUAAGAAUAAAGAGAUAAUGGAUCUAGGUAAGAAGAUCAUGGGCCAAAAAGGCUUCAAUCAGUUCAUGAAGAUGACAUUUUAUGGCCAGUUUGUAGCUGGUGAGGACCACAUGGCCAUCAGGCCGCUGAUCCAGAAGAAUCAGGCCUUUGGCGUUGGCUCUGUCUUGGACUACAGUGUGGAGGAAGACAUCACCCAGAAGGAGGCGGAGCAGAAAGAGAUGGACUCAUGUGUAUCCACUGCAGAGAAAGAGAGCAUAGGUAAGCUGCCUCGUUUGUUCUCAUUUGUGGACACAGUAUAUGAUGUAAUUAGAAGUAAUAGGCAUGCAAAUUUGUUUUCCCCCCCAGGCGGGGACCACAGAGAGAAAAAAUAUAAAGCGCACAAACAGUUCGGUGAUCAUCGUGAAGGAGUGACUGGAGCCCGCACUUAUUUCUACGCCGAUGAGGCCAAAUGUGACCAGCAUAUGGAGACCUUCAUCAAAUGCAUCAAAGCAUCUGGUGGGAGUUCAAUGGACGGUUUCUCUGCCGUCAAAAUGACUGCUCUUGGACGACCUCAGUUUCUGCUUCAGUUCUCAGAAGUCCUGGUGAAAUGGCAGCGAUUCUUCUCCUUCCUGGCAUCACAGCAGGGAAAAGAUGGCAUGGAGGCCUUAGAGCAGAGGCUGGAGCUGAAACAAAUGCAGGAAUUCCUGACCAAACUGGGUGCAAAAGGAGACUUCUAUGACUGGUUUAGUGGGAGGAAAGAGGAAUCUUCAGGAACCAUUGACAUGCUCGACUGGAACAGCCUGAUAGAUCAUAGAACAAAUAUAUCGGACCUGCUGGUCAUCCCAAAUGUAGAGCUAGGUGAGCUGGAGCCUCUGCUGGAGAUGUUCACUAUAGAGGAAGAGAACCAAAUGAAGAGGAUUUUACAGCGCAUGGACGUCUUAGUCAAGCAUGCCAUGGAGAAUGGCGUUCGCUUGAUGGUAGAUGCAGAGCAAACCUACCUCCAGCCAGCUAUCAGCAGACUGACAUUAGAGAUGCAGAGGACCUACAACAAAGAAAAACCUGUCAUCUUCAACACCUACCAAUGCUACCUAAAGGAAGCCUAUGACAGUGUAACUAUGGAUGUAGAAUUGUCUCGACGUGAGGGUUGGCAUUUCGCUGCCAAGCUGGUGCGUGGGGCCUACAUGUAUCAGGAGCGAGAGAGGGCCAAAGAGAAUGGUUAUGAGGACCCUAUUAACCCUGAUUAUGAGACUACCAAUUGGAUGUACCACAGGUGUCUGGACUAUGUGCUGGAUGAGAUUGCACUCAACAGGAAUGCCAAUGUGAUGGUGGCUUCCCAUAAUGAGGACACAGUGAAACACACCUUGAAGAGAAUGAAUGAGCUGGGUCUCUUACCCACAGAGAACAAGGUGUACUUCGGUCAACUACUGGGCAUGUGUGAUCAGAUCAGCUUUCCACUGGGCCAGGCCGGAUUUCCCGUCUAUAAGUAUGUCCCCUACGGGCCGGUGAAUGAGGUGAUGCCCUACCUGUCUCGGAGGGCCCAGGAGAACCGAGGCUUCAUGAAGGGUGCCCAAAAGGAGAGGGAGCUGCUGUGGCAGGAGCUGAAACGCAGAGUUGCCUCUGGGGAGCUUCUCUACAGACCAGCGUACUGAAAACACAGAAGAAGAAACAAAAGGAGUGUGUCAACGUGUCAAGUUUUUUUUUCCCACUUUUUUUCAUCUUCCCUGGUUGACGGCUGCUGCUGUGGCUGUCUGUUCUGUCUCUCCCUCAGCACAGCUCUCCCUGGUUGUACAUCACCUGUUCUAUCCUGUCCUGGAGUUUUCUUGCUGAUGGACUGUUUCGGCAUGUCACUCUCUUUUUCUGUCUUCCCACUAUUGUUUUUCUUCAUUCUGUUCUUCACUGAUGUUACCCACCUUCACCCCCUCAUCCUUUCUUCUCUGCACUGCCCAUGUUCUCUCUAUUUCUUUUCCUUAUCCGCCUCUGCAUCCAUAAGUAUCCUUCAUUUUGUCUUCCCGUUGUCUAUAGAGCUCUGGUAUCCAUCAAGUGGGCAUCUUUACUGCUCCAAAAGGACUCCCUAAAAUGUCAACGAGACCGUGGCGGGCGUCUGUUUUUAUCACCCUAUUUAUCUUGGAGAGGGAUAACAAUAAUAAAAAUAACAGGCUUGAUUUAAAUGGUAGUAAAGGAAACAUCAAUAUUCUCCUCCUAUAUUAUGUUUUUUUGACUCUUGGACAGCCACACAGUACCCCAAGGAGGAUUCUCUGUACUUUGUUUGAAGUUGUAUUGCUGGUUUGAAAAUGAUGCCUGUUUAUGAAUCAGUGAGAAAGUAUAAACGGUUUCCAUCCAGCACAUCCCUCUUCUAAGAGUGCGCAAUGCUUUUGUUAUUGUAUUUACUGGAGGAUGCUAUAUUCUUGGUCACUGAGGUGUUACAAGAGAACAUACGGCGUUCGGUAUUCAGUGAGUGAAUCUCCUUUUAAUACAGACGCCUGCAAGACUGGCGGGUUGUGGGUUUUUUUGUUGUUUUUUUUUUCAUGACAAGAUAAUAUGCAAGGAAAUAAUAACUUAGAGGGUUGGUUUUGGUCUUAUUGCGUUUUGAUGGUUCAACACUGUGCAGUUUUUACCUCUGACAAUGUAAAUAUGUUUGAAUCAGGUAAUGCCGUCUGUUGGUUUUACAUGUCUCACUUUAUGGACCUGUGAAAUUGCUCAAUGAAUAAAUAUGCAUUGUUUGAAUAUCAAAA